Lolium rigidum is the source of this 1207-nucleotide messenger RNA. RefSeq names its product phosphoribosylformylglycinamidine cyclo-ligase, chloroplastic-like. Lineage: Eukaryota; Viridiplantae; Streptophyta; Magnoliopsida; Poales; Poaceae. The record is from RefSeq and is a predicted model, not a curated record. Gene Ontology annotation, biological process: 'de novo' IMP biosynthetic process; adenine biosynthetic process. The transcript has 8 exons. Gene Ontology annotation, molecular function: phosphoribosylformylglycinamidine cyclo-ligase activity; phosphoribosylamine-glycine ligase activity. Gene Ontology annotation, cellular component: cytosol. Bases 1 to 1158 code for a protein of 385 amino acids.
AUGGGCGCCGGCCGCCUCCUCCACCUCGUCCGCACGCCGGCGACCUCCCCCGCCCCCGCGGCCCGUCCCGGCGGCCAUCCCCAGCCGCACAACCACGUCCGCCUCCCCAAGACGACCGCCGCGGGGAUGCGCCGCGUCGCCGUCUCCUGCUCCGGGUCCGGCUCCGGCUCCGCCGACGAGGAAGGCAUGACCUACAAGGGCGCCGGCGUGGACAUCGACGCCGGCACCGAGCUCGUCCGCCGCAUCCGCAAGAUGGCCCCCGGGAUUGGCGGCUUCGGCGGCCUCUUCCCCCACGGGGACGAGUACUUGGUGGCUGGUACUGACGGAGUCGGGACAAAGCUGAAGCUAGCGUUUGAGACCGGUAUUCAUGAUACAAUCGGGAUUGACCUGGUUGCUAUGAGUGUCAAUGACAUUGUAACUUCCGGCGCGAAACCAUUGUUCUUCCUGGAUUACUUUGCGACGAGCAGGCUCGAUGUUGACCUUGCAGAGAAGGUUAUCAAGGGGAUUGUGGAUGGGUGCCAGCAAUCAAAUUGUGUCCUGCUAGGAGGAGAGACAGCAGAAAUGCCUGAUUUCUACCAGGAAGGUGAAUAUGAUCUUAGUGGCUUUGCUGUGGGUGCCGUAAAGAAGGAUAAGGUCAUCGAUGGUAAAAACAUUGUGGAGGGAGAUGUCCUGAUUGGUCUUCCUUCCAGUGGGGUUCAUUCGAACGGGUUCUCUCUUGCUAGGAGAGUACUGGAGAGAAGCGGACUCUCUUUGACUGAUCCACUCCCAAGAAAUGAUGGUGUGACGACUACUGUUGGUGAAGCUCUCAUGGCACCAACUGUUAUCUAUGUUAAGCAGGUACUUGAGAUUAUCAGCAAGGGUGGUGUAAAAGGACUAGCCCAUAUUACUGGCGGUGGCUUCACUGAUAAUAUCCCAAGAGUAUUUCCGAAAGGACUUGGGGCCAAAAUUGUUACGGGUUCAUGGGAAGUGCUGCCUGUGUUCAAAUGGCUUCAGCAGGUUGGCAAAAUCGAAGAUGCGGAGAUGCUGCGAACAUUCAACAUGGGCGUCGGAAUGGUCCUGGUAGUAAGCAAAGAUGCAGCAGACAGGAUCCUUGCAGAAUCGAGUCCCGCUUAUCGCAUCGGAGAGGUGAUCCAGGGCGAGGGAGUGCACUAUGCCUGAGCUCAUUAAAAUGUGAGAAUCGCUUGGCUGAUGGGCCAGCCCAAUUUUC